AUGAGAGAAGGGGGGGUAACAGCAGAGACAGACGCAAAUCGGGGGGCCCCAUGCCGCAUGCUGCUAGCAGCUCAGCAUCGUCGCUGCCGCUGUAUACUUGGCUAUAAGAAAACAGAGGCGGCAGCGGCGUGUGCUUGCCGUGCUUCCUGCGCAGCAGCAGCAGCAGCAGCAGCAGCAGCAGCAGCAGCAGCAGCAGUAGCAGCAGCAGCAGCAGCAGCAGUAGUAGUAGCAGUAGAAGUUGCAGCAGCAGUAGCAGCAGCGGUAGCAGCAGCAGCAGCAGGAGCAGCAGCAGUAGCAGCAGUAGCAGUAGUAGUAGUAGUAGCAGCAGGAGCAGCAGCAGCAGCAGAAGCAGCAGCACCAGCACCAAUAGCAGCAGCAGCAACAGCAGCAGCAGCAGCAGCAGCAACAGCAGCAGCAGCAGCAGAAAAUUUAAAAGAUGAGAGAAGGGGGGGUAACAGCAGAGACAGACGCAAAGGAGAUAUAUUUUAUAUAAAAUAUAAAAUACAUAAAAAGAUAUAUUUUAUAUAA
Eimeria mitis is the source of this 528-nucleotide messenger RNA. RefSeq lists its product as uncharacterized. Lineage: Eukaryota; Apicomplexa; Conoidasida; Eucoccidiorida; Eimeriidae. The record is from RefSeq and is a predicted model, not a curated record. The transcript has 2 exons. Bases 1 to 528 code for a protein of 175 amino acids.